Molecule: messenger RNA, 762 nt
Organism: Vicia faba (fava bean)
Lineage: Eukaryota; Viridiplantae; Streptophyta; Magnoliopsida; Fabales; Fabaceae
Source: the annotation of a GenBank genome assembly
AUGAAACCAAUAAUUGAUCUUGAAGUAGAGGCCAGCGCCGAAUAUGAAUCUGAAGUAAGUAGCCAUGUUGCUUCCAAUAUAUCCAUCCAUGAAUUUGAAACCUCACUAGGUUCCUAUAGUAACAGCCUCACCAAAAAUUCCAACAUUACAAAUCCAAGAGAGUUUCAUGCCUAUUCAAAUCCUAUCUCACUCGAGCUAACACUCAAUUUAAACAACAAUGACAUGGUUCCUAGAGAUUCAACAGGGUUCUCAUUCUCGAGCACCAGCGAGAGCAGCAACGAACCUACCAUCAUCCCAAGAAUUUUCUCUUGCAAUUACUGUCACCGCAAAUUUCACAGCUCUCAGGCGCUCGGUGGACACCAGAACGCACACAAGAGAGAAAGAAUUGUAGCAAAGCGAGCUAUGCGAAUGGGACUAUUCUCUGAGAGGUAUGCAAGUUUAGCAUCUCUCCCUCUCAAUGGUUCUUUCAGGUCCUUAGGCGUAAAAUCACACUCUUCACUGCACCAUGGUUUUUCGCCUCCAACAAUAAGGCCAUUUCCCGAAAUAAAAAGUAACCCAAGAUUCAGACAAGGAUGUAUCGGUCAUCCCAUAUUCUUAGAGGAUGAUGAGACAGAAAUUUUGUGGCAAGGUAGUUUCCAUCAGGUUGCUGAGGGAGGUAGUAAUACUCAUCAGAGCUCAAAUCUGUGCUUUUCCGAGGUGAAUGUGAAACCACUGGUUGAUAAUAUAGAGAAUUCAGCACCUGAAUUAACAUUGAAACUUUGA